This is a messenger RNA of Akanthomyces muscarius, 1278 nucleotides long. RefSeq lists its product as uncharacterized. The record is from RefSeq and is a predicted model, not a curated record. Lineage: Eukaryota; Fungi; Ascomycota; Sordariomycetes; Hypocreales; Cordycipitaceae. The coding region runs from base 1 to 1278 and encodes 425 amino acids. The transcript has a single exon.
AUGAAGUCUGCUGUUGUUGCUACUGUCUUCACAUACCUCAUCGGUGCCCUGGCUGCGCCCGUCAGUUCAGAUGUCAACACCACUGCCGUCAAUGCUUCUGCGCUCCAUGCUGUCCUCAACGGAACGGUCACCGUCUCCAGCAAGGAUGCCAAGCUUGUCAACGGCCUUGUUGCCGCGCUUGCUAACCGCGAUGCCCCUACUGCUCGCAACUCCACUGCCAUUGCUCCGGCCGCUCCCUCUCCCGUCACUCCCCAGAUAUCAGUCGGUAGCGAGGCAGCCAAGAUCUUGGAAGAUGUCGACAAUGCCACCGGCGGUUUGAUCUUCCAGGCCAUAUCCCCUGAAGACAAGAAGAAGCUGGCGGACCUGCUCAAGAGUUCGCAUCCGGAACUUAUUCCGAUCAAGGUUGUCUUUGAUGAGGCCGAGGGCGCGACUCAAGCUACUGAGCAGAAGCUCACCUCUAUCUUGAAGGACAACGGCGUCACGGAAGCUGCCAUCAGGAAGAUGUAUGAUCAGGGUCUCCUUAGCGACCUGGUCCGCCUUUUGGGUGGACUUUUCAAGGACCUUCCUGUUGCCGGACCUCUGGCCAGCAGUGCUAUCGAAAAAGCAGGCAGCCCCGUCGGCGGUCUGACUAAGGACCCUCUCGGCGCUGUCGGAGGUAUGGGCAAGAAUCCCACAGGCACUGUUAGUAACCUUGUCGGCGAUCUCAUCGGAUCCGCCAAGGGCGCUGCUACUUCUACCGCUGCUGCCUCUGACUUGACCAAGGACCCUCUUGGCGCUGUCGGGGGCCUUCUUCGUGGUGUAACCGGAGCCACCAAGGUUGCUGCUGGUGCCACCGACUCUGUCUCUGACCUGACCAAAGACCCUCUGGGCGCUGUUGAAAAUCUUCUCGGCGAUGCUACCGCUGCUAACAACGGCGCAACAAGUGCUGCUCAGAGUGCUGCUGGUGCUUCCCCCACUGGUGCAGUGUCUGGUCUGCUCAAGGACCCUCUCGGCACUGUUGGCAAGACUGUUGGCGACAUUGGCAACACUGCCGUGGGCGCUACCGGAACUCUCGCCAACGCUGCCAAGUUGCCCGCCAAGCGCGAAGAGCAGCCUGUCAUCGAUACUGAGGGCCUUAGACUAGAGGUCCCCGGCAUCGAGCCCGUCCUUGCCGCCAUUUUGGAGGGCAUUAACGAUUCAGUGAAAGCGUCUUCUGGAAGUGCUCCCGCCGUUAGUGGCACCCCGAAGCCCGACGUUGGAGAUGCUCCUGCCGCCGGAGUUCUCACUAUGAGCGCUUGA